GCGGUCGCCGGCGGCCGGGGUUGGCGGAGGAGGCAGCCGCAGCAGCCCGGGCUCGGUGGCCGCUAGCCCGUCCGGGGGAGGCGGCCGCCGGAGGGAGCCAGCGCUUGAGGGCGUGCUCAGCAAAUACACCAACCUCCUCCAGGGCUGGCAGAACAGGUACUUUGUGCUGGAUUUUGAGACUGGCAUCCUGCAGUAUUUUGUGAAUGAACAAAGCAAACACCAGAAACCGCGGGGAGCCCUUUCGUUAGCCGGCGCCAUCGUGUCCCUGAGCGACGAAGCGCCCCACAUGCUGGUCGUGUACUCUGCUAAUGGAGAGAUGUACAAACUGAGAGCUGCCGAUGCAAAAGAGAAACAGUAUUGGGUGACUCAGCUUCGAGCUUGUGCCAAAUACCACAUGGAAUCGAAUUCUAAGAUGAUGAACCAGGUGGAAGGACAGCAGAAGAACCUUGUGCACGCCAUUGAGUCCCUCCCAGGUUCUGGCCCUCUCACUGCCUUGGACCAGGAUCUGCUGCUGCUGAAAGCUACCUCUGCUGCUACCCUCAGCUGCCUUGGGGAGUGCCUCAACUUACUACAGCAGAGUGUACACCAGGUGGGCCAGCCCAGCCACAAGCCAGGGGCCUCAGAAAACAUCCUGGGAUGGCACGGGCCCAAGUCACAUUCCACAGAGCAGCUGAAAAAUGGGACACUUGGCUCUUUGCCAUCAGCCAGUGCCAACAUAACCUGGGCAAUUUUACCAAACUCCGCUGAAGACCAUCAAUCCUUACAGCCAGAGCCGGAGCCAAACUCAGGCCCUGAACUGGUUUUGUCCGAAGAUGAAAAAAGUGACACUGAAGAUAAGGAAGAGACAGAACUGGGCGUCAUGGAGGAUCAGCGAAGUAUAAUUCUUCAUCUCAUUUCACAACUCAAACUGGGAAUGGAUUUGACCAAGGUGGUGCUUCCCACGUUUAUUCUGGAGAAGCGGUCCUUGCUGGAGAUGUAUGCAGAUUUUAUGGCGCAUCCAGACCUGCUGCUGGCCAUAACUGCUGGGGCCACGCCCGAGGAGAGAGUCAUUUGCUUCGUGGAGUAUUAUCUCACAGCCUUCCAUGAGGGCCGCAAGGGGGCGUUGGCUAAGAAGCCCUAUAACCCCAUCAUUGGCGAGACGUUUCACUGCUCCUGGGAAGUCCCCAAGGACAAGGUCAAGCCGAGGAGGACUGCUCCUCCCUCUUCUGCUGGCUGUCACGACGAUGUGAUGGCCGACGACCCUUCCAAAAGCUACAAACUAAGGUUUGUGGCUGAACAAGUCUCCCACCACCCACCCAUCUCCUGCUUCUACUGUGAGUGCAAGGAGAAGAAGCUGUGCGUCAGCACUCACGUAUGGACCAAAAGCAAGUUCAUGGGCAUGUCCGUGGGGGUCUCCAUGAUAGGGGAAGGUGUGCUGAGGCUCCUGGACCUCGGGGAGGAGUACGUGUUCACCCUGCCCAGUGCCUAUGCACGGUCCAUUCUCACCAUUCCGUGGGUGGAGCUCGGAGGAAAAGUCAGCAUCAACUGUGCCAAGACGGGGUACUCAGCGACGGUGAUCUUCCACACGAAGCCUUUUUACGGAGGGAAAGUCCACAGGGUCACAGCAGAAGUGAAGCACAAUCCAACCAACACCAUUGUUUGUAAAGCCCACGGGGAAUGGAACGGUACCUUGGAGUUCACCUACAGCAAUGGAGAAAGCAAAGUCAUCGACACGACUGCAUUGCCGACGUACCCUAAGAAGAUCAGACCUCUCGAGAAGCAGGGGCCCAUGGAGUCCAGGAACCUGUGGCGGGAGGUGACCCGAUACCUGCGUUUGGGGGACAUAGAUGCAGCCACUGAGCAGAAGCGGCGCCUGGAGGAGAAGCAGCGGGUGGAGGAACGGAAGCGGGAGAACCUCUGCACACCCUGGCAGCCCAAGUAUUUUGUCCAGGAGGGCGAUGGCUGGGUCUACGUCAGUCCCCUCUGGAAGGCCCACUGAUGGGGUGGAGGUGCAGAGCGUCCCGAAAUAGCCCUGUUUUUGUAGGAAUUAAAGUGGUACAGUAUCAAGGUUCUGCUGAUGUUCACUGAAGCCUCUUGCUGUCACCCAAGAAAUGGUAACCAAGAGAGGAAUCCUAUACUGUGAAUAUGCAUCCCCCAAUCUCUGCUACAGGACUGAAUUUAUUCAAGAGCCAUCUGGGGCGUGUGUGUGUUCACACACAUGCACCAUUAUACGUAUACGUCUGCUGGGUAUUAUUAUAUGUGUAAAUACUGCACCCCCAAGGUUUCAGUGGGUAAUUAUGAGCUCCUUUUUAUCAAUGAAGUUUUCUACUUUUCACUUCGCACUCACAAAGACAUUCUCACCCAGUCAACUCCUGUCAAAAGAAAGGUGAGUUGGCCGGGCCGGCUGCCAUCCAUAUAGUAGCACAGAGGUGUGGGUGGCUGUCAUUUCAAAAUUAUUGUUGAUUCUCGCCUCCUCUGCACCUCAACCUUUUGUCUGUCUUCCCCUCAGAAAGAUAUAAAUUGCUAUUUCUUGCUGGAUAGGGGGUGAGCAGGAACUGGAAAGUUUAUGCCAGAGUCUUCCAGGAUGGACUGAACGCCUCUGGAGAACCCUGGAAUUUUCCUCCCAUCUACUGGCCUCAGAAGCUUUCUGACAAUUUCUCACACUGAAAGCACUAGUCACACAUUUUUCAGAAGCUGCUGCUUUUAUAGCAGAAGAUAAAUCAUAUGGCGCCUUCACUACUUUUGUGAUUAAAAAAAAGGGCUUCAGAAGUUGAAUAUACACACAUGCAUGCAUCGCAGCCUCAAUCUUGUAUUUAGUUUGGGGAAAGAGAAAAGAAUUUCCUGCAAAUUUUUUUUUUUUU
Trichechus manatus latirostris (Florida manatee) is the source of this 2840-nucleotide messenger RNA. It is a transcript of the gene OSBPL10, whose product is annotated as oxysterol binding protein like 10. Gene Ontology annotation, molecular function: cholesterol binding. The record is from RefSeq and is a predicted model, not a curated record. The transcript is spliced from 11 exons. Lineage: Eukaryota; Metazoa; Chordata; Mammalia; Sirenia; Trichechidae. Gene Ontology annotation, cellular component: cytosol; intracellular membrane-bounded organelle; membrane. The coding region runs from base 287 to 1978 and encodes 563 amino acids.